CGCUAUCUCCAACCUUGGUUUCUCCCAGAUCCUUCAAACACGCUCCAACUUAUGUAAAGACGAAGAUGGAGAAAAAGGAUUCUGCCAUUGGUGUAACGGUACAUCAGAGACAAUCUCGGCGGCGAUCAUUCACACUUGCCGAUUUACUAUUUCUGGUCGCCCUUUGCCUCAUCGUUUCAACCAUAUGGCUCUCAGAGGUCCGAACAUUGUUUCCAGGACGAAAGCAUGUCUGUAACAGCUCAUCGACUGUGGAAGAGCGAGCUGCCAAAGUUCUGAAGGAGAACCCUCUCAUAGAUGGCCAUAACGAUUUGAUGAUAUUCAUUAGAUCCCGCUAUCAGAAUCACAUUUACAGCAAACAUGGCAACGACUUCGCAGAGAAGUUUGAGAAUGGUACACUCGAACAGCACACCGAUAUUCCGCGCUUGGAGAAAGGCAUGCAGGGCGGUGCGUUUUGGUCCGCUUUUUGGCCGUGUCCGUUAGGUGACGGAACCAACUUCAGCGACGAAAGGUAUCAUGACAUUGUCAAAUCCACGCUCGGUCAACUCGAUCUCUUCCACCGACUCGGUCAGGACUAUCCGAAGUACUUCACCCCUCCAAGAGACAGUGCCGAAGCCACAAAAGCUUUCAAGAAUGGCGGCUUCAUCGCGCCGGCGGCUAUUGAGGGUCUCCACCAAAUCGGCAAUUCGAUCUCUACUUUACGCCUAUAUCAUCAGCUUGGCGUCCGAUACGCUACGCUGACCUGGAACUGCCACAAUAAAUAUGCCGAUGCCGCCAUCGAGAGUGGUCCUGACUUUCAGCCGCGAAUUGCAACACCACAUUGGCAUGGCCUUAGUUCCGCUGGCCGCGACCUCAUCAAGGAGAUGAACCGCCUAGGUAUGCUGGUCGACCUCGCUCAUGCCAGUCAAGAUACAAUGCGAGAUGUUCUUGUGGGUAAAGUUGAUGGAAGCGCUGGGAACUGGAACGGCAGUCUUGCCCCUCCUAUCUUUAGUCACAGCUCCGCAUACGCUAUCUGUCCACAUCCUCGUAAUGUCCCUGAUGACAUUCUCCAGCUUGUAAAGCAACGGAACUCCGUUGUCAUGGUCAACUUCAACCCCGACUUCAUUUCCUGCGUCCCCGGAAAGACUCCUGACGAUUUCCCGGAAUACGUUCCUGCAAAUUCGACGCUGAAUCAGGUCGUUCGCCAUAUCAAGCAUAUUGGAGAGCUCAUUGGGUACGAUCACGUAGGGAUAGGUACGGACUACGACGGUAUUGAGGGGACACCGGAAGGAUUGGAGGAUGUGUCCAAGUUUCCUGAUCUCAUUGCUGAGCUUCUGAGGCAGGGUGUCAGCGACGAAGAUGCUGCAAAGAUUGCGGGACGGAAUCUGCUGAGAGUUUGGAAAGAGGCAGACAAGGUGGCGAAGGAGCUGCAGAAGAGUAUGCUUCCUUUGGAGGACGACGUUAAGAACCAGUGGGCGUAAGCACAUGCUUUGAGCUCUCCGAAUCUCUUUAGCACUUGCGACCAAUGUAUAACGGAAAAGGAAGAGAUCAGCUCCAGACGAGCGAGCGCUAUCGUAGAGGUUAGCCAGGUGGUAUUUGGAGCAUCUUGCGACACAAAACCACAAAGUAGGUAGUGCUGAAGAGGUCCAGCACUAUGCGUGAAUGCACAUAUUCGAAUUGGGGAGUGGUAGUAAAUAUACUUCAUGUUAUAACGAG
This is a messenger RNA of Cucurbitaria berberidis CBS 394.84, 1692 nucleotides long. RefSeq lists its product as uncharacterized. NCBI's taxonomy places the organism in Eukaryota, Fungi, Ascomycota, Dothideomycetes, Pleosporales, Cucurbitariaceae. Gene Ontology annotation, biological process: proteolysis. The coding region runs from base 66 to 1457 and encodes 463 amino acids. The record is from RefSeq and is a predicted model, not a curated record. The transcript has 3 exons. Gene Ontology annotation, molecular function: metallodipeptidase activity.